UAUUCCUAAAAACCUAUCCUCUUUUGCUAAGAAGGGAUACCUCUUCUUCUAAGUUGCGGUGUAGACGCAGGGGAGUGUUGUUGAGAGUUUAGUUCACAUGUUUUACAUGCAACGCCUCCUUCCUCUUGCUUAAUCCCUCCAGACUUCAUUCCAAACUCCUCUAACUGCAGUGAAAAUAAGUGAAAAUUGAAAGGUCAAUAAGCCUACAUCAAACAACUCACAGCCGCAAAGUCUGCCAGAGUGAUUGAAGGGCCUGAUUUGAAAUGCAAAGUAAAGAAAACUGAACCAGAUUUCUGUGCCUCUGGAUCUUACUUUCCUGAAGCUAGUUUCAUCUCCAAAUUCAAGCAAAAAGCUGUUUCUCUCUCCUAUCACCAACAUCACAUAUGUGUGCAUAAUGAGAAAUGUGUUCCUUGAAAAUGGAUCUGCCUUCUCAUGUCUCACCAGCAAGCAUUAUAGAAACAAUUGCUUUCGAACUAGCGUGCAGUCCGGUAGAUAAGAAAGUCGCUCUGCACUUAGAUGAAGAAGAUGAGCUAAAACACCUUCGUGAAUGUUUCCACAUUCCCAAAGUGACGGAUCUGCCUCCAACCAGUCCAACUUUAGUGGAGGAGGAUGAAAACUGCAUCUACUUUGCUGGACACUCUCUUGGUCUUCAACCAAAGAAAAUUAAAACUUACUUGGAUGAAGAACUUGACAAGUGGGCUAAAGUAGGUGUCCAUGGUCAUUUCAAUGGUAAACGUCCUUGGGCCUUAGGAGAUGAGUGCAUUGUUGAGCUUAUGGCUGACCUUGUGGGGGCUCGUAAUGAGGAGGUAGCAUUAAUGAAUGGUUUGACAGUUAAUCUACAUCUCCUAAUGUUGACAUUUUUUAAGCCUACGUUCUAUCGCCAUAAAAUCCUUUUAGAAGCCAAAGCAUUUCCUUCUGAUCAUUAUGCUGUUGAGUCUCAGCUCCAGAUUCAUGGGCUUGAUAGGGAGAAGAGUAUGCUUAUGAUUCAACCUCGAAAGGUCGCAAUAUCCCAUCUGAGUCCAGACACUGUCGCAAGUCAAAGAAAAGAAGGCAGGAAAAACAGAAAAGGCGGUUUCUUACUGAACAUCCACACAGCCAACCUUUUCGGAGAAGAAACCUUGAGAACUGAAGAUAUCCUUGAUAUAAUUGAGAAGGAAGGAGAUUCAAUUGCUGUAAUUCUUUUCAGUGGAGUACAGUACUACACCGGGCAGCUAUUUGACAUACCAAGGAUAACAAAAGCCGGUCAAGCCAAGGGCUGCUUUGUUGGAUUUGACCUGGCCCAUGCUGUUGGCAAUGUAGAACUACAUUUACACGAAUGGGGAGUUGACUUUGCUUGCUGGUGUUCUUAUAAGUACCUGAAUUCUGGAGCUGGGGGUCUAGCCGGUGCUUACAUUCAUGAGAAACAUUCCAAGACUAUGAAACCAGCUUUAAUAGGAUGGUGGGGUCAUGACUACAAAACCAGGUUUCUCAUGGAAAACAAAUUGCAACUCAGCCCUGGAAUCAAUGGAUUUCGUUUAUCCAAUCCUUCCAUCUUAUUGGUCUGUGCUCUUCACGCAAGCUUAGAGAUCUUUGCUCAAACUACAAUGAAGCGCCUGAGAAGGAAAUCCAUGCUUCUUACUGGCUACUUGGAGUAUUUGAUAAGGCACUAUUACAGCAAAGAUAGAAAUGAUCCUGAGAAGACCCUUAUAAAAACGAUCACACCAUCCCACCCUGAAAAAAGAGGAUGCCAGCUCACCUUACUUUUCUCUGUUCCAAUCAAAGAUGUGUUUAAAGAACUGGAAAAACGAGGAGUCGCUUGCGACAUGCGGGAACCUGAUGCUCUCCGGGUAGCCCCAGUUCCUCUCUACAAUACUUUCCAGGAUGUGUACAACUUCAUUGAAAUCUUAGGAUCAGCAAUUGCAGCUGCAAAGCAGACUGCAAAUUCAAAGUCACUUUCCUGAUCUUAUUGAUGAUAUAACUAUAUCUUUAUCCUCUUCUCCUGACCAAAUGCAUUGGAGAUUUUGAACAUGUUUGGAGGUAUGGGUGGGAUUUCUUCCAGAUUGGGCCAUAUUCUAUUACUUCACUUCCAAAUAUUAAUUCACUUUCAUAUUGGAUUGUAAUGUGCUUUUUAUUAAAACCCAUGCUUUCUCCCUC
Messenger RNA from Thamnophis elegans (Western terrestrial garter snake), 2133 nucleotides. RefSeq names its product kynureninase (gene KYNU). Bases 402 to 1940 code for a protein of 512 amino acids. The record is from RefSeq and is a predicted model, not a curated record. The transcript is spliced from 16 exons. Gene Ontology annotation, biological process: NAD+ biosynthetic process. Lineage: Eukaryota; Metazoa; Chordata; Lepidosauria; Squamata; Natricidae. Gene Ontology annotation, molecular function: pyridoxal phosphate binding; kynureninase activity. Gene Ontology annotation, cellular component: cytoplasm.